Messenger RNA from Knipowitschia caucasica, 636 nucleotides. NCBI's taxonomy places the organism in Eukaryota, Metazoa, Chordata, Actinopteri, Gobiiformes, Gobiidae. The record is from the annotation of a GenBank genome assembly.
AUGGAUGAAAGUCUCAAAGGAAAGAACCGGGAAGGGCUGCUCGAUAGUCCCGAUUCGGGUUUGCCUCCGAGCCCCAGUCCGCCUUUCUGCUCCCUGUCCCCCGGGUUGAUCGAGUCGCGCUCCAGCAGCUGCACGACCCCUGACCACCAGCAAAACCACCACAACACAUGCUUAAGAAAGGAAGGCAAACUGCUGCCCUACCUCCUGCUCAGCUCCACAGGCAGCGACGCCAGGACCCGGAUGCACCCAGUGUUUUAUGGAGAAAGUAUCGAGGUCAACCCCACGUCAGAGCAGGAAGUCAAGUGCAGCUCGGAGGUCAAGUACGACUCAGACCGCCACUAUCGGGACCAGGUGUACUGCGCGCCCGUGCCCACCCCCACCGGCUUCAGCGAGACCGUGGUGACCGUCCCCAACUGCACCUGGAGGAGCUACAAGUCCCAGGUGUACCUCGAGCCGCGGCAGAGACCCCAGAAUUACCGCACCACCACCAUCAUCUACCCCAAACACGCCAAAAGCACUUACCGCACCACGCUCAGCUACAAGGCCUCGGGGUCUCGGCGCUGGUUUGUGUCCACCGUCCAACUGGAGUCCAGCGAAGACUCCAGCCCCUGCAUCAUCUACACGGAGGACUUAUGA